This is a messenger RNA of Ruditapes philippinarum (Manila clam), 1416 nucleotides long. RefSeq names its product serrate RNA effector molecule homolog. The coding region runs from base 1 to 1416 and encodes 471 amino acids. NCBI's taxonomy places the organism in Eukaryota, Metazoa, Mollusca, Bivalvia, Venerida, Veneridae. The record is from RefSeq and is a predicted model, not a curated record. The transcript has a single exon.
AUGUUUGCUUACCAUUGCCAUUAUUUUUGCAGUAUUCUGGAGAAAGCAAGUCAUAGAGGUAGAGCAUAUAGAUGCAGACAUUGCCAGAAGAAAGGGAAGACUGAGAUCAACACCAAGCAGCGUUUGGAAGACCACGUGUACAAGUAUCAUGUCUCUAAUGAUGAGCAGCCGCACUGGUGUAGGCUUUGUCUGUUCAGAAGUCGAACUCGGGAUGGUUUGUUGGCACACGUCGAUAGUUAUGCUAGGCAUAGGAAUGUUAUGAUAGAGAAAGGCGUAAAACAUUCUAGACCGUUCCUUGUAUCAUCUAUGAACCCCUACAUUGUAUCGGAGAAAGACAUAGAAAUGUUGUCUAAGGAUGAAAGUAUGAACUGGUGGGUGAAGAAAGAGUUCCCUAGGAAUAAAGAUAAUAUAUUGGAAAUAGCCAUGCAAGAGGCAGAUAUAGUCGCUUCACCAGAAAUUCAAAUUUUAGAGAAUGAGACAGAGAGAGCAGUGGAGGGUUUGUUGGGAGAGGUACCCGUGGUUAAUGAUGAUAAUGAUACGUGGGUAGCAACAAGAGCGCUUGAUUUAACGGUAAGCAGGAAGAUGGAGGAGAAGAAAGAUGAGGUGGUGGAGGCAGUCGUAGGAGUUGAAACGAACGAAGAGCAGGCAUUAGAUCUGAGGAUAGUUAGAAGAAGAGAUGUAGAAGUAGUUGAAAAAGUUGAGAAUGAAGCAGAUGAUAGUAAUAGGAAUGAGAUUAUUGAUAAUGAAGUAGUACUUGGUGAUAUAGAGAGAAGUUCUGAAGUGCGUAGAGAAGAAUUAGAGGAACAGAAUGCAGAAGAAUCCAACAUAGUGAGUAAGCCGAGAUCAAGAGAGAGAGUAAGACAUUCUUUAAAACGAAGCAGAUCGGUAAGCUCGUCAUCAUCUAGCUCAUCAUCUAGUGAUGAGUCAUCAUCAAGUGAAGACGAGAGGGAAAAAAGAGAAAACAAGUUCUGCAAGAUAAUGUGCGACAUGGUAAAGAGAACAGGGAACAUCAUUGGUAGUCAAAUUAUAUCCAACGCCGAAAUGAUAAACAAAUUACAAAGAACAGUUGAUGAACUUAGAAAAGAAGUUGCCGAACUGAAGAAAGAGAAAGAUAGUAGAGAUGGAAAGGAGGUAAAGAGUGAUGUAGGAGAAAAGAGUGUUACAGGAGUUAAAAAGAGUAAGGAAGGAAAUGGUGAAAAAAAUGAUAAAAGGAGUCUAGGAGAGAGGAAAGGAGUAGUGUCGAAAGAACAGAGUAAUAUAAAGGAUAAGAGAAACGAGGAAAAGGAAAACAGAGGGGAGAACAGAGAAGUCGGUAGACGCCAACACUUUAACGUAAAGGGUCACCACAACAACUCGAGAUACUACGGUGGUUGGAAUAGGCGCAGAGAGUGGAUGCCGUACAAUAAGAAAUAUUGA